GCUCAAAGCGAAGAAAAGACACUCUGGCUCUGUUGUUGCAAGUGAAAGAUACCCUGUAAACAGCGCAACAUUUUGACAGCUGUUUAUUUCAAAUCAAACAAUCACACGGAGCACCGCGUAAAGUAUUUCAGGAAAUCCAGCCGAUACGGCAUAGUGAAAUAAUUAUCAGCUCUACUCAACAUUCUAUUCAACUAAGUCGUUCCUUAGGAUGAACCUUGAAACACGUAAAACUGAUUCGCCUACUUCCAAAUGCCUUAUCGAAAGGCUACCACCAGAGAUUAUGUUCAAUAUCUUCGACUAUCUGGACCAUGAAUCACGAAAAUCGGCAUCCCUCGCAUGUCGUCGUUGGGAGCAAAUCUACUCCAACUAUUGCACCAAACGAUUUGUGCUGUGCAAUUACCGCUGCCAUGAUCAAUCCGAUUUUAUCUGGUACAGAGAUCCUACCACCGGUGACCCGGCCUGUAUGCUGAAGCACACGCAACGCACUUACCGCAAGGUGCAUCUGAAUUUGUUUUUCAAGGAAGAAAAAUCCAUUAUCGUUGACCGUAAAGUGUCCAAUGCACUGGGCGAGCUGCUCCAGCCACGCUGGCUGCAGCAGUUGGUCGUACUAAAGCUGGGAAUGGCUUUGUCCCCGGAAAGAUUUACCGUAGAACUAUCGGAUGCGGUGGCAAAGAUGGACCAUCUGCAGGAGCUGCGCCUUCAUUUUAUGCGAGAGGACAGCGAUGGGCCACUGUUCAGCAAGCUGAAGCUGGUGAACGCUUCGCUCAAUAUGCUGGAGGUCCUAGACGUUUGGCCUGGUGUAAUUGACUGCCCCAAUCUGCGGUCCCUUACUAUUGGGUUCCCGCUGUACAACAAAUGCAAACCGUAUGUACUUCACCGAGGACAGGCACCGUUCUGGAAUAUGAAGCAGCUGAAGGAACUCACUAUUAUUGAUCGUUCUUUGAACAUUCAUUUGGAAUUCAAGGACCUGUUCACGGGCAUGGAACAGUUAUGUAAGCUGAUGCCUCAAAUUGAAAGGUUGAACUGUUAUGGUUUUGCGAUAUCGGAGAGGGAGCUGUGCAUUAUCUGCGAGUCGUUUGUGCGUUUGGAGACCCUGAUGCUGUGCACCGUGAAAACGCAUGGUGCGAAUGCGUUUCACCAUCUACGAAAAUUGCCCAAUCUGCGUACGUUAGGGAUUUUUAACAUCUAUAUGAGAGAAUUGGUGUCGUUCGCCUCUGUUAGCUUGCCCAUGCUCAAGAAGCUACUUCUAGGCAGGCUGCAGUACGACGCCCGAACGAUGCCUAACGUUUUUGUGCUGAGACGUCCAGGCAUCAAGUGGCGGAGGAUGACGAGAAUGCCAGUUUUUGUUAAUUUUGCUAAAAAUUUUAACCGCCUGCAGUUCCUGGCCGUUGAUUUACAUCUAAUUUAUGAACCAGCGGCACUCCUGGCUGAAUUGCGCCAAAUUCCGGACCUGGAAACGCUCGUCCUAGAUAACGUGAAUUGUGUCGGCGACCUUCAAGACGUGCCAUUCUUGCCACAGCUGAGGCGACUAGUUUUGUAUUGUUGGAAAAAUGUUGAUCCCUCCAUGCUAAAAGACAAUAUUGCCGUACGGCUCCCGAAUGUAAACUCAAUCAAAGUUAUUUUCAGAUUUACGCCUGGAUGUGCAACUCGAAGCAUCGGUCAUGCUUGCCGCAGAAUAUGCGCAUGCUGUCGCCCAUGUUAGGAAUUAAGUUCGUUUUGUCUUCAGAACUGAGAGUUUUUAGCUUAAGUUGGCUGACACACCAAGGUUGAUUAGAACUUUAAACGAAGUAAUAAAAAUAUCGAAUUACAGCUAAAGAGUUCUUCGUGGCCGUUGGCGGUACCGGGCGAUUUGUCUUAUCGAAGU
Molecule: messenger RNA, 1864 nt
Organism: Anopheles merus
Lineage: Eukaryota; Metazoa; Arthropoda; Insecta; Diptera; Culicidae
Exons: 2
Coding region: 209-1702 (497 amino acids)
Molecular function (GO): protein binding
Source: RefSeq, a predicted model, not a curated record